Messenger RNA from Pristis pectinata (smalltooth sawfish), 2529 nucleotides. RefSeq names its product isocitrate dehydrogenase (NADP(+)) 1 (gene idh1). Gene Ontology annotation, biological process: isocitrate metabolic process. The record is from RefSeq and is a predicted model, not a curated record. The coding region runs from base 429 to 1676 and encodes 415 amino acids. Gene Ontology annotation, cellular component: peroxisome; cytosol; mitochondrion. The transcript has 10 exons. Gene Ontology annotation, molecular function: magnesium ion binding; NAD binding; isocitrate dehydrogenase (NADP+) activity. Lineage: Eukaryota; Metazoa; Chordata; Chondrichthyes; Rhinopristiformes; Pristidae.
UUGUCGUCGGUGUGCCGCACAGCACAGCACAGCGCAGCGCGGAUGUUACCGCCUUUGCACUUGCAGAGUGAACUUCUGUCGCAUGUUAUUUCUAAGGAAUCGCGGUCAGCAGGAGUAGAUACCACCAGAGCCGGGAUAUCGGCGCAGCAGGACCAUGGCCAGCGCUUUGGGGACCCUCUUUCUCAAAAUGAGCUGGUUUUGCAGCCCGGUGGCCGAUUCCACUCAUUUCUCUUGGAGGCAUUCGCCCCGCAGCUGAGCUGGCAUUGCACCGACCAGAAGACGGGCGCUGACAGCCGUGGGCUGAGGCUCCUCCGCCGGGCAGGAGCCCGGGAGCGCGCGCGGGGCAAGAAGCGGCACGACCCGCGAGACAGCCGCCUGCGCCCUCCAGCGACGCCGGCGGGCGACUCGAUGUGAAACCUCACAAAACAAUGUCAGCUAUAAAGAUCCAAGUUGGUUCUGUGGUGGAAAUGAAAGGAGAUGAGAUGACCAGAGUUAUUUGGGAACUGAUUAAAGAGAAACUUCUCUUUCCUUAUUUGGAGAUUGAUCUACACAGUUAUGACCUGGGAAUUGAGCACCGUGAUGCUACCAAUGAUCAGGUGACUAUUGAUGCUGCUGAAGCUAUUAAAAAAUAUAAUGUAGGAGUUAAGUGUGCCACCAUCACACCUGAUGAGAGCAGAGUAAAGGAAUUUAAACUAAAGAAUAUGUGGAAAUCACCCAAUGGGACCAUCCGCAACAUCCUUGGUGGCACCGUGUUUCGAGAGGCAAUCAUUUGUAAGAACAUUCCUAGACUUGUGCCUGGCUGGAUCAAGCCAAUCAUCAUUGGACGUCAUGCGUACGGUGACCAAUAUAGAGCUACAGACUUCGUUGUGCCUGGUCCUGGUACAGUUGAAAUCAAGUACAUACCUGAUCACGGUGAACCUGUUACCUAUACUGUUCACAACUUCAAAGAUGGUGGAGGAGUUGCUCUGGGGAUGUACAACACUGACUGCUCUAUUAGGGACUUUGCUCAUAGCUCCUUUCAACAAGCUCUUGCUAAAGGUUGGCCAUUAUACAUGAGCACAAAGAAUACCAUACUGAAGCGAUAUGAUGGACGAUUCAAGGAUAUAUUCCAGGAAAUCUAUGAAAAACAAUACAAAACACAGUUUGAGGCCAAAGGAAUCUGGUAUGAGCACAGACUAAUUGAUGACAUGGUAGCUCAAGCACUAAAAUCUGAGGGUGGUUUCAUUUGGGCCUGUAAGAAUUAUGACGGUGAUGUGCAAUCUGACUCUAUUGCACAAGGAUAUGGCUCAUUGGGAAUGAUGACAAGUGUAUUAAUUUGUCCUGAUGGCAAGACAGUAGAAGCUGAGGCUGCCCAUGGCACUGUAACACGUCAUUACCGUAUGCACCAACAGGGCAAAGAAACCUCAACUAAUCCAAUUGCCUCAAUCUUUGCUUGGACUCGAGGAUUAUCCCAUAGAGCAAAGCUGGAUGACAACUCUGCACUGCAGAACUUCUGUAACAUGCUAGAGGAUGUAUGCGUAGAAACCAUCGAGUCUGGUUUCAUGACUAAAGAUUUAGCUGCAUGUAUCAAAGGUCUGCCAAAUGUGCAACGCUCUGACUAUCUGAACACUUUUGAAUUCAUGGACAAACUUGCAGAAAAUCUCAAACUGAAGCAAGUGUCUUCCCACAAGCUUUAAAAUUUGCUGAAUAUGCACUGUAAAAGGUGCACUUAAUCAUGGUUGCUUCAGUAUACUGAAUGGUCAAAAGUCUUGUCCCAAGUCAGAUCUGUCUUGAAGCUGAAUGUUAAAACAGCAUUUAGGAAUUGCUAUAUUUAGCAGAUAAUAACACUUGGAAAACAUUGCAUGUGAGUAUUGAGCUAUUAGAAAAGUUGCUGGAUUUGAUAAUGACUUGUUUUCACUGAGAUUAAGCAUAAAUAUUAUGUACUGUUUACAGCAGACUUUCACUACAGUUUAUAUACAAACAGAGGGCACAAGUUAACUAUAGUUCAUAACAUCUAGAGAAUUAACUACCUGAAAAACAGCUGUAAUCUUCAGUUGAUGUUCACUUUACCAACUUUUUUUUUGUAAAAGGGAAUGAAAUUUUUGACUCACUUUAGAAUAUUGGCCUUGGAAAUUUGAAUGACUAUUAAAUCAUGUGGACUGUCUGGUCACUAAAGAACUUGUUAAUUGUAUGCAACUCAAAGUGAGGGUGGGGAGAAGAAAUUAGGAGCUUGGAUUCCUGGGGAUUUGCUGGACAUCUCACGACACUUUAAAUCCAAGGAUUUCAAUCCUGACUAUAGAGUGCUCCCUUCGCUAUCACUAAAGAUGGCUUAAUUUUCUGUCUGGAAACUAAACUGGUCAUGAUCUUAAGAAAUUUUCAGGCUAAUGUUUCAAAGUGGGAGUAUUUAAAGUCUGUUAAGUUUUGAUCACAAUUUUAAUUACAUAGUCUCAAAACAAUUGAAUUAAUCUAUAGAACUACUAAAGAAUACAAUUAUUAAUGUAUAAUUGCACACUGAAGCAUUUACUAUUCAAAUAAAAGUUUUGAAUUUUC